This is a messenger RNA of Lentinula edodes (shiitake mushroom), 282 nucleotides long. RefSeq lists its product as uncharacterized. The annotation marks the transcript as partial. The record is from RefSeq and is a predicted model, not a curated record. NCBI's taxonomy places the organism in Eukaryota, Fungi, Basidiomycota, Agaricomycetes, Agaricales, Omphalotaceae. The transcript is spliced from 3 exons.
AUCUUGAAGACCUGCACCGUUUACGUGGAUGUUUGGAUGUCUCAUGGGGAAAACACAUCGUCACUCUUCUAUGAUAUUGCAAAGGAUCUAGGUGCACAUAUCGUAAAGAGCAUUGGGCCACAAUGCACUCAUGUUGUAUACACAUCAGGCCGUCAGAGCACGGUACGGAAGUACUUUGCUUUGGACGAAGAAAGGAGGCCAAAGGUCGUUGGAGCAGCAUGGCUAAAAGAUUGUCGGGAUACUGCCACAUAUCUAGGGGAAGAACCUUACCUGGUCAACUUG